Triplophysa dalaica is the source of this 2235-nucleotide messenger RNA. Its product is annotated as actin nucleation-promoting factor WASL-like. The record is from RefSeq and is a predicted model, not a curated record. NCBI's taxonomy places the organism in Eukaryota, Metazoa, Chordata, Actinopteri, Cypriniformes, Nemacheilidae. Gene Ontology annotation, cellular component: plasma membrane. Gene Ontology annotation, biological process: regulation of Rho protein signal transduction; actin filament organization. The coding region runs from base 345 to 1634 and encodes 429 amino acids. Gene Ontology annotation, molecular function: small GTPase binding. The transcript has 12 exons.
GCCUCGCAGCCAUUCAGUUGACAGCGUCGCGAUGCGUCAUGUAUAUCCAGGAGCGAAGUCCUCACAGUAGUAGAAUAAGCAAAUACGACGCUUAUCCCGAUGCGCAACGCUGGCACUGCCAUGUUAUAUCGAAACCGAGUUCAGAUGAAAGUUUAGAGUCUCAGGAUUACUGCGGAUUCACCGGGACAUUAAGGAUCGCGUUUUAUUUCACGGAUCCGGGAUUAUUACGCGUUCUCGAUCUAUUCCAGAGACUCUGGAUUCAGACUGCGGUGAUGGGAGAUCAAUGACCAUAUUUUCUGUUUAACACUUCCUGAUCAUCACUUUACACCAUCGGAUUGUCAAAAAUGAGCGAAGAACAAGAAAACGAAGCGCUUUUCAACCAUAUGGGCAAGAAAUGCACCCUGAAUAACUUGGACCCAGACCUGAAGAAACUCUUUGACAUGUGCGGCAUCUCAGAAGAUCAGCUGAAAGACAAAGAGACGUCGAAAGUCAUCUAUGACUUCAUCGAGGAGAAAGGAGGAGUAGAGGCUGUAAAAGAUGAACUUCAACGUCAGGGACCUUCAGGACCAUCAGGACCCUCAGGACUUGUUUUGCCAAUGGCGACGGUGGACAUAAAAAACCCAGAGAUCAACACACGUUAUCACAGUAACUCUCAGAUGAACAACAUCAACCUCCACAGCAACUUCAAGAAGAAAGACAAGGGCAAAAACAAGAAAAUAUCUAAGGCUGAAAUUGGCACCCCGAGCAAUUUUCGACACGUUGGACAUGUAGGCUGGGAUCCCAACAUAGGCUUUGAUCUGAAUAACAUGGACCCGGACCUGAAGAAACUCUUCGACAUGUGCGGCAUCUCAGAAGAUCAGCUGAAAGACAAAGAGACGUCGAAAGUCAUCUAUGACUUCAUCGAGGAGAAAGGAGGAGUAGAGGCUGCAAAAGAUGAACUUCGACGUCAGGCACCUCCAACUCCAAAAGGAGGUCCACCGCCACCACCACCUAUCCACAGCUCAGGACCUCCUGUUUAUAAUCCGGAUACGUGUCAGAUCGGACUCAAUUUUGCCAGUGAAGAGGACGCCAAGGUCUUCAAAGCAGCGGCCAACGAUCCUCUUGGCAAAAGACUGAGAAAAACCGAGAAGAGACGCGAGCCCUCUAAUGGACCUUCAGGACCAUCAGGACCCUCAGGACUUGUUUUGCCAAUGGCGACGGUGGACAUAAAAAACCCAGAGAUCAACACACGUUAUCACAGUAACUCUCAGAUGAACAACCUCCACAGCAACUUCAAGAAGAAAGACAAGGGUAAAAACAAGAAAAUAUCUAAGUCCGAAAUUGGCACCCCGAGCAAUUUUCGACACGUUGGACAUGUAGGCUGGGAUCCCAACACAGGCUUUGAUCUGAAUAACAUGGACCCGGACCUGAAGAAACUCUUCGACAUGUGCGGCAUCUCAGAAGAUCAGCUGAAAGACAGAGAGACGUCGAAAGUCAUCUAUGACUUCAUCGAGGAGAAAGGAGGAGUAGAGGCUGUAAAAGAUGAACUUCGACGUCAGGCACCUCCAACUCCAAAAGGAGGUCCACCGUCACCACCCAACAGAGGGCUCGGAUCAGCUCCAAAAGUUGAAGAUGAAGAUGAGUGGGAAGACUGAUAAAAAGUUUUCCUUUCCUGGAUUCACGUGCAAUUUUACAUCAAGUCUUCUUGAUUUGUAGAGUUGAAUAUUUUCGGGUCUUUUUUGUAACAUUCGCUAAAGGGAAAUCGAUGUCGAUUAUUUGACGAGAACACUAUUUUCAUACUUUUCUCCUGUACUUUACCUUUUCUUAUUCAGAUCCUAGUUAAGCACUAUUAUUUUCUUAAUGAAAAUGCAUAUUUCGUUCCGUUUCUAAUAUGUACAUUUGCUCAGAGACUCGGUUUAUAUUUUUGUAUGAACCGAAAAAUGAUAAAAAAGACUUGAUGAUGGGGAUAUGAUCGCAAUGUCACGGUUAUGUUUACACAAUGUGUGCAAGCUGCUCUUUCAGAAUUCCCGGAUAUAACACUAAAGUUAUCAGAAAUAAUCUCUGUGUAUCUGUCUUUGUGCCAGUUUGCAUUUUUAAAUGCAAAACAAUAAUUUCUCACAUGUUUUGUGUGCCAUUUUUAAACAUCUUAACGUGAUUCAUACGCUCUCAGUCUUCUAUGCGACUCGAAACCUUUGCAAUGAGGUUGAACAAAAACAUUUUAAUUGUACAUUUUAAUAAAUGUUCAUAUUUACAGAA